Messenger RNA from Pristis pectinata (smalltooth sawfish), 1841 nucleotides. It is a transcript of the gene shha, whose product is annotated as sonic hedgehog signaling molecule a. Gene Ontology annotation, molecular function: calcium ion binding; patched binding. The transcript is spliced from 3 exons. NCBI's taxonomy places the organism in Eukaryota, Metazoa, Chordata, Chondrichthyes, Rhinopristiformes, Pristidae. Bases 152 to 1405 code for a protein of 417 amino acids. The record is from RefSeq and is a predicted model, not a curated record. Gene Ontology annotation, biological process: cell-cell signaling; intein-mediated protein splicing; multicellular organism development.
UCACCAUUUGUCCCUUUUCCCAAAAAUACAAAAUCCCUGACACAGCUCCCAACCCCGAUGUGCCACCGUUGUCGGGGAUCUGACUGUGGGGACAUUGGAAGAAAAGAAGACCAGCGAGAUAGCGAGAACGGCACAGAAGCCCCGAGUCAACAUGAUGCUGACAAGAAUUGUGUUAGUGGGGCUGAUCUGCUGUUCUCUCGUCUCGUCUGUGAAGGCUUGUGGGCCGGGCCGGGGUUAUGGGAGAAGGAAGCAUCCUAGAAAAUUAACCCCUCUGGCCUACAAGCAAUUCAUUCCGAACGUGGCAGAAAAAACUCUGGGGGCAAGUGGCAGAUACGAGGGGAAGAUUACCAGGAACUCGGAGAGAUUUAAAGAACUGACACCCAAUUACAACCCAGACAUUAUUUUUAAGGACGAAGAGAACACGGGAGCUGACAGGCUGAUGACACAGAGGUGUAAAGAUAAACUGAACUCCCUCGCGAUCUCGGUGAUGAACCAGUGGCCCGGGGUGAAGCUAAGAGUGACAGAGGGCUGGGAUGAAGACGGCCAUCACUCCGAGGAGUCCCUACACUACGAGGGCAGAGCCGUGGACAUUACCACCUCGGACCGGGACAGGAGCAAGUAUGGCAUGUUGGCCAGGCUCGCCGUCGAAGCGGGUUUCGAUUGGGUCAACUACGAAUCCAAAGCCCAUAUUCACUGCUCGGUCAAAGCAGAAAACUCCGUAGCUGCGAAGUCAGGAGGUUGUUUCCCCGCUUCAGCCAGAGUGAGCCUCGAGAACGGAGACACCAAACCAGUCAAGGACCUGAAACCGGGAGACCGGGUGCUGGCGGCAGACGAGCUGGGGAACCUUCUCUACACCGACUUCGUCAUGUUCCUGGACAGAGCGGAGGAGGCCGAGAAGGUUUUCUACGUGAUCGAGACGCGGGAACCUCGCCGGAAACUCGCCCUCACCGCGGCGCAUUUACUUUUCGUUGGGCACAGUUCGAGCGAGGGGCCGAUCGGGUUCAAGGCAACUUUCGCCAGCAGCGUGAGGGCGGGUCAGCUGGUGUACAUCACGGAUGGGGACAGCCAGCGGCUCUGGCCCGCCAGGGUCCACAAGGUUUACCUGGAGGAGAUGAAGGGUGCCUACGCCCCACUGACUGUCCAGGGCACCCUCGUGAUCGACCAGGUGCUGGCCUCUUGCUAUGCCGUGAUAGAGGAACACACACUGGCCCACUGGGCUUUGGCCCCUGUACGGAUGAGGCACGCAGCCAAAUCUUUACUUCUGACCAGCGACCCACUAAUGGUCAACAGUACUGUCCAGGAAGACGGAGUCCACUGGUACUCCAGCGCCUUGUAUCAAAUAGGCAGAUGGGUUUUGGAUGGCGCAUCUAUUCAUCCUCUGGGAAUGGCAUUGGACUCUAGCUGAAACCAUUUACAGCGAUUGCUGAUGGACUUUUACAGCAGAACCUACUCAAACACAAAGCAGAGUUUGGACGAGAAGACCCCAGGACGUUUUUGUUUUCGUGGGGAUAUUUAUUUCGUUUUGCAUUAUUGUAACUCUCUGUUUCUCUUGUCCUUUGUUUAUAACGUCUUCUUGUUUAACGGAAAAGAAACCGGAACUUUGAGAGCCUUAAAACUCCUUUGAUAAUUUAUUCCCAGGUGACCCCACCAGAACAGAAACUAUUUUGUGUGGUCAGCCAAGGAGAGCAGAAUAUAUUUUUCUAUCUGUUUUGUCCCGUGAAGCAUUCUACAAACGUUUGCAACGAAUUCUAUUGUCGAUGUAUUUGUAACCUCUUGUUCCCGCUCUCGCCCUGUAUCGUUUUUUUUAAUUUCUCUUGACUUUUGAACAAAGCUACAUUGGG